This is a messenger RNA of Engraulis encrasicolus (European anchovy), 3148 nucleotides long. RefSeq lists its product as uncharacterized. The record is from RefSeq and is a predicted model, not a curated record. The transcript has 9 exons. The coding region runs from base 31 to 2964 and encodes 977 amino acids. Lineage: Eukaryota; Metazoa; Chordata; Actinopteri; Clupeiformes; Engraulidae.
UUCAAAAUAGCAAGACAGCUGGUCGCCAAAAUGGACUUACAGAUAAACGUUAGCGACAUAUGGGCGCCCGCGAUUAAUUCUGAAGAUUUACCUGACGCCAUAGUGAGAGGUUUGCAAACUAUAGAAGCUGCAAAACUUAAACGGGCCAAAGCGGAAGUGGCAGACAGGCUUGAGCUGAUCCUCAAGAGAGUGCACAUUGCGGUGGAGCGUCUACGCUUGGCCGCCAUCGAGGACGCCCAAGAGGAGGCCGACAGGAAAGCGGAGCAGGGCGACCAUGACGAUGGUGACGAUGAUGGACCCUUGGACUUCCAGGUCAUCAAGAGCAGGCAAGCGCUGGCGCGCACCAUCAUCCAGGCCUUCUUCUUCUCCAGCUUCGAGAAGAAGGACAACCUGAGUUCGGUGCUGGGCUGGCUCAAGGAGACCGACAAGGUCCUGGUGGAGGCCCAGCCACCAGACUGCGUCUCUCAGGAAUGGGUGGACGAGAUGGAGGACAAGAUUUCGGAGUCGCUGCUGGAUACGGAGUGCAGCAUUCAGAGGCUUUAUCACCUCUGCCAACGCAUCUUGGCGGAUAACAGCCAGAAGAGCAGGAAUGCCAAAGAAAAAAACUAUGUGGGCAAGGACGGGGUGUGGCGCUGGUGGCGGGUGCCCCGCGCGGACGUGAAGACCAUUCUGCGCAUCCAGAAGCAGAGCCCGCCCACCGUGGACCAGCUGCUGGCAGACGACGGCUCCCACGCCAUUGUGGACAGCGCCGCCGGCGCCCUCUGCUACAUGCUGACCGACAUGGAGAAGUUCUUCAACUGCAAGAAGACCAUGAGCAUGGCGUUCGGCUACGCCCAGACGGGCCUGCUGAACACCUGCAAGGCCCUGGUGACGUGCAAGCAAGAGCUGGCCGACCUCCGGGAGCAGGUGGAGCAGCUGAGGGCCCUCAGCGCCGAGGCGGCAGCCGAGGCCAAGGCCAACGCGGAGGCGGUGGCGGCGGCGGAGGCGGCAGCAGAGGCGGCAGCUGUGGAGCUUCAGGCGGUCACGUUUGUGGACACCAGCGAGCAGCUGUACAUCACCCGGCUCAAGAAGGACCUGAGCAGCAGCAAGAGGAGCAUCUCCCAGAUGAAGCUGCAGAUCACCGACCUGGAACGGGACAAGGCCGCUCUGUCGGAAGAGCUGAAGAAGGCGCAGGAAGCAGCGGCAACGGCAGUUUCGGGCCUCCUCACAGCAGUCGCGACACCAGAGCCACCUGAAGAAGUCAGACCACGCUCUGCGAUGAGCACGUGGAGAUCUCGAACCAGCGCACUCCACCCCCCCACCUCGGCUGUGAGUGAUAAAUCUUGGAAGGAGACGGAGACGGAGAAUGAAGAAGAGAAAGAGGAAGAGGAGGAGUUGAAACGUUUGAUCAGUGUUGAUGAUGAGGAAGGGGCCGCGCCGUCACGGGCACCCAUGGUGAUCAAGAUAAAGCACAGUCGGUCAGAGCCGAUCCCGGCAGUGACCUCCACCUCAAUGCAGAGUCUUGCCACAGAGGCAGCGGCAGCAGCAGCUCUCAAGGCCCGUGCUGACACUCCCUUGGACUCUCUGUCAACUAGAGUUUUGCCAAAGUCUGUGUCUAUGUAUGAGCCAUACUUCGAAACCAUGUCUGAGAGGUCUAUUUCAGCAAUGUCUGCACCGAGGCCUUUUUCAGCAACAGCUGCGCCGAGACCCAUUUCCAGAGUAUCUGUGUCAAGGCCUGUUUCCGCAAAAUCUGCGCCCGAAGCCGGGAUGAGUUUGGACGAGGUGCAGCCCGGCCACCACAGCCGUGCCUUCGACAGCUCGCCUGACACGGACACAACGAAGACGGCCAUUUCGGCACCUCGAUGCAACACCGCCGUCACCGAAUCGUACAUGGAGAGGUCCUCCGAGUCUUACGGGGAGAGGGCCUCCGCCCUGAGGUGGAUGGCGGAGAGAGGCCCGAUGAGAACCGCGUCCCAGGCAGCGGCGACGAUGUUCCGCCAGGCCUUACCCGGUGAUCCAACUGACAUCCAGUCCAGCACCGUAGCGGAGGACCUGGACCUGGACUUUAACAUCGGCCUCGCCAUGGACGCUGGAGACAGCAUGAAGAAGGAGAUGGCUGACGGCAGCUACUGCCUGAGUGCCCACGCCCAGAGGAUCAACCUGAGGCUGCUGCAGCAGGCAGCGCAGGGCAAACACAUCUCGCUCCGCCUCCACGUCAUGGCCAAGGACGUCACCCGGCAGUUCCUCUACGCCGCCGACCUGCGCCUCUCCUGCCUCAUGAGGAAAUACAUCGCCUACCAAGCGCUGCUCAAAGUCAGGCACAACAUUAACCUCCAGAUGACGACGGCGCGCAAGUUUAAGGACGGCGGGGCCCUGAAGGACGGCUACGUGUUCAUGUCCAACCUGGAGACGUACGAGAGGCAGGUGCUGAGGCGCUUCACCCUGAGACGGGCCGCAGCUGCCGAGGACCGCCUCUCUUACCUGAGCACCGCCACCUGGCUCUUCAAGAAGAUUCGGGAUGAGUUUGGGGUGCGCCUGAUUCUGCCGUACCCCAGGAGCAGCAGCUGUCUGGGGCCUUGCUCUCUUCUCGUGGCGUCUCAGAGCCCCACGCUGGAGCCGAAGCCCGGGCCACCGACGCUCCGAGUGAGACGCCCACGCCCCCCCACCGCGCCUGCCCGCAUGCAGAGAGGAUGCAGAGAGGAGGAGACCAUCCAACACUUCAUACUCUGCAAUCCCAACCCCAGCCUGAGCCAGAGCCCGGUGCCCCACUAUGGCCACCUGUGGGAUGUGCAGAGCACGCUGUACGACAUGGAGGUGGCACGCAAGACCCCCGCGCCCAAGGGCACCGUGCCCACACUGCCACGCCUGCUGGAGAUGGACAUCAGCCAGGGGAGGAGCAGGGCACUGCACGCCGCACAGUGCAGGGUGGUCCCAUCGCGCCCGUCCAGGUCUGAGGAGAGGUGUGGGAGAGCUCGCCAUUUCUGACAGAAGCCACAGAGACAGAUCGAUAUCAACAGAGGCAGAUCAUACGGGACAUCCCCAUGCUACAUUCAAUACUACAUUAAAUUCUAUAUUCAAUUCUGUAUUCAAUACUCCCAUAUCUCUACAAGCUUAAAACGUGCAAUGACAUACAGUACACACACACACACACACACACACACACACACAC